Mya arenaria is the source of this 4181-nucleotide messenger RNA. RefSeq names its product tripartite motif-containing protein 45-like. The transcript has 2 exons. Gene Ontology annotation, biological process: positive regulation of DNA-templated transcription. Gene Ontology annotation, molecular function: protein binding; ubiquitin-protein transferase activity; zinc ion binding. Gene Ontology annotation, cellular component: chromatin; nucleoplasm. Lineage: Eukaryota; Metazoa; Mollusca; Bivalvia; Myida; Myidae. Bases 321 to 2219 code for a protein of 632 amino acids. The record is from RefSeq and is a predicted model, not a curated record.
ACGAAGACUGCAAUCUUAUUUCAUUCGUAAACUCGGUCCAAUUUUGUCUGGUCGCCUUAGAACAAUUAAAACGAAAUUUAAUAUUUCUUAAGUAUGUUAGGAUUAACAGGAAACUCAACGUAAUUAAGGCUUAUCUGAGAUUAACAUUUAAACGUACUAACUUUUGGAGUCACUUUUCAUUUAAAUUUCAAUGUGAACGGAGUGACACUUGAUCAUGUCGAAGGUGUACUCCUCAGCGCAGAAAACAUCUUGAUAUUGAGGUAGAUAAAGAUAAAUACCUGCUGGAUUUCAAUUGAGUCGCUUACGGAUAGUGGGAUUGAAUGGAAAAGAUGGCCACCCCCGAUGUUCUACAAUCAACGCCGACCAUGCAAGCCGAGGAUUUUAGUGUUUGUUCACUCUGCCAGGAGACGUUUAAACGUCCAAAGAUUUUGACGUGCUUACACACUUUUUGCUGCGAGUGUUUGAAUGAUUACAUUGGUAAGAAUGUGGAGAACGCAUCUAAGGCAGUUGUAUUUUCUUGCCCUUCUUGUGAUAUGGAUAUCGAAGUACCUGCUCUUGCCACCGAUGGACGGUACGCUGACGUCAUAAAGAACGACCAGUUUAUGGAAUCAUUUGUGGAACUAAAGAAUGCUCUUCAAGAUGACAAAUCGUGUGACAUCUGCGUAAGAAGAGAUGCAUCUGUCGUUGCUAAGAACUGGUGCACGGACUGUAAUGACGCACUGUGCGAAGCGUGUUCUCAGGUGCAUUUACACGUAAAAGUGACGUCAUCACAUACUAUGACGUCAUUGGAAGAAAUGAGAAAACAGCCGUUAGAUCUGAUCAUGAGGAAGAAAAGUAAGGUCAAUUGUGAUAGACAUGGGGAGAGUAUAACAUUGUUUUGCGUUGACUGUAAGGAUCCUCUUUGCGUACAAUGUUUGGCUGUGUCGCAUAGGCGUUGUGAAAAUGUGAUCACCGUAAAUGACGCCGUGACGUCAAAGACGGACAUAGACAAUAUUUUGGAAACUUUGCGGUCUUUUCAGAUGUCGUUGGAUAAUGUUGAUGGGUUGAGCGUAGUUGAAAAGGAAUUGGAAGAUUCAGUUGAAAAUACUAGAAAUGAAAUAACGUACCUGAGCAAUUCAUUAUGUGCAAAAAUCAGAGAGCAAGAACAAUUCCUCUUGAAAAGACUGGACGAAAAAUCUAGCGAAGCUAGAAAUAUCCUGAAAGAACGAACAGAGCCGCGUAAAGUCCAGACCAAAACCGCAAAAGCCGCCAGCCAACGAAUGAACAAUCUUCUCCGAUUCGGCAGUGACGUUGAAGUUCUGAUGGCGUUUAACCAAAUAAAGAAACAAGUCGAUGAUUUCAAUCUGCAGAUGGGAGAAACCAAUCCAGAAAAGCUUAAAGUGAGUAUUGAAUUCACCCCAGACGACACCAGUCUUACAUAUUUGGAUGAAAUGAAGAUGCUUGGGGAACUAAGAAUCGAGACAGGCGCAGAUGACGGCAUAUCGUGUUGGGGCGUCACCUGUACGUCACUGGAUGAUAUCAUCGUGACGGACUGCAAAAAUAAACGUAUACAGAAAUUCAGCAAGGGCGGAGAGCUUGUCGAUCAUAUUCAACUUGACGACGAACCACGAGACAUCAGCACGUGCGGUCACGGUGAUGACGUAGCUGUUCCGUUAAUUGGACGUCUUAUAAUGUUCAUUGCAACGCGUAAAUCGCUUGCGUUGAUACGCCGUACCAAAACGGAACGUCAGUAUGACGGUAUAUCUUACUCAAACACGGAGAGCUAUCUAGUUGUGAGUUGCCUUAGAGAACAAUGCGUCGACUUGAUCCAACUCGAUGGCCAGGUGCUACGAUCGUACGUCAACGACCCAAACGGCGAUCCGUUGUUUGACCAACCGCGUUACGUUUCCGCUGCAAUAGAUGGAACUAUUAUCGUCUCUGAUAUAGGUAAACACGGUGUGAAGUGUAUAAACCAGCGAGGGGAGGUUAUGUUUAAUUACACCGCCCAUAACGACAUGCGGAACCCUCAAGGCGUCUGCGUUGAUAAAAUCGGUAACGUCUUCCUGGCAGACAAUUCGAAUGAUCGAAUUCAGCUGCUGACGAGUCGUGGCGAGUUUCAGAGAUACGUGCUAGUGAAAGACUCGGGACUAGAGAGGCCUUGUGCUAUUUUCGUGAGCAGCUCCAACCGACUCAUUAUUGUUCAGAACGACGGGAUGGUGAAAGUGUACAGCUAUUGUUAACGAAAGGACUAUUGUUAACUUUUAGUUUUUCAGCAAAUGCAACCAUUGUUCAUAAGCUAUUGUUAACAAUAAUGAGUCCGAUGUCUAGUUUUGAACAGACAAACUAUGGUUGAAAUGUAUAUCUGCAUAAGGCCAAAAAAUGGUUUGGUUAGGGUUACAUCCUUUUCAAAAACAGGUAGGGUAGGAAGGCUUUUUUUAUUAGGCUUUAUAUAAGAACGUACUUGUCCUCAUUGGAGAAUAGUGUUAAGGUAAUCUUCUGUAUAAAGCUUUUAAAACACAUAUUAAACACAUAGAAAUCUACGUAAAAAAUGAAAAUAAAUGACCAUAUCAUAUGGCUAUAAUAAGCGGUAGGGUCGGCGCCCAUUUCGUGAGUAUGGUCAGGUAACCCGAACCCAAUGUAUUUUUAGGCCUUAGUGAAAGUUGUUAGCUAAUGUUAGACAUACAUAUGCAUUCAGACUCUGAACUGAACAAAUGUAAAAGCUGUGUGAGCAGUGUGAGCAUAAUAAUGUUAUGUAAUGUUGAUUCCGUGUUCAAUUGUACAAUUAAAUUGUACAAGGUUUACAUAGUUUACCUCAUCCCACUCGUACUUAUAUUCAACGAUCAAUCCUCUGUUUACGUAUGUCUAACAUGACCGAUAAACGUUAUUGUAUAUUAAGGUUUUAUAAAAAUAAGGUAUUAUAGGAGCCACCUUAUCAACGCUCGUACGACAUAUAUGGUUGAAAGAUCAAACAUUUUAGAUAGAUAUACUGUGAGUGUCACACAAUUCAAUGUAAAUUUAAAGCUGCACUCUCACAGAUUGACAGUUUUGACAUUUAUUUAAAAUUUUUGUCUCAGAUUCAGCUGAUGUUGAUACCAAUCACGUCAAUUUAGUCAUAUAUUUUAUUAUAAUAUAACUCACAAUAAAAUAUAUCUUUAUUGUUUGGAAAACUGCACAAAACUCAUUUUUCUUAAAGCGUCAGUAACGCCUUUAGCCAUAAACUAUCUAUUUUCGAACGUGAAUAUGAAAAACUGCAAUCUAAUCUUUUGUCAGCAAUCUUGUUUCACUGGUUUCCAGACAAUAACCCCAAAAAUGGCUUAUGUCAAGACAAACAAAUAUAAAAGUUGUCAAAACGGCCAAUCUGUGAGAGUGAAGCCUUAAUUAACGUCUUACUUGCAAAGUCUUAUACACAUUUAAAAAACAUUGAAUUUCGCUUAAGAUAUUAUAACUGCAUUGAAAUAUUAAUUUGGAAAUGCGAUCCUUCGAUACAUGCGUUGAAAAGAUAGCCUCGUUAUUCACAAUCUGGUCGAUGUAAAUGUAAACUAGUUUUUCAUAAAUCAAGCACAAUUGAUGGGAGAUAAUUGUGCAUUAAAACAUUUGAGGGAUACUAAUGUGGUAGUGUCCCUUUGUAUUUCAAAACAACUCCAGUAUAAUUGGUCAGUGUAUUAUUUUUCCAAACGUUUGGCGUAUGUUUAUAUUUUGUAAAGGAGCUCUCUCACAUAUAUAUGUUAACUACGUUUUUCCUUCAUUUUUUAAAAUUUGGUUUAUUUCAUAAUUUUAUUGUAAAACACAGACACAGUAAAGAGUUAGGUCACUAACUUAAUAAUUUUAAGUGAAAACUAUCGAAUUAACUUUUUAUUGUUUAUUUACGCUUUUCGAUAAGCACUUAUUGCCGCAUAUAUAUGAUGUAAGUAACUUACAUGCUAUUACCAUUUUAUGGUUAAAUAUUUGACCCUAUAUUGCAUGUGAGUGUGUAUUUAAAUAACUGAUGGGCAAUACGUUUAUGACUUUUUUAUAUUAUCAACAUAUACUUCCAUACUGAUCAUAUUACAAAACAUUAAAUGAUAUACAUUUGUAUAGAUGCAUUAUAUUAAAUAAGAGAUUAUAAACGUGUAAUGUUAGUAUUUCAAUUAUACAUGUAUGAAUGAUGAUAUUUAUAUUCGGGUCAUAUUAUUCAGAUCAUAUUUGGAAAAUCAAUAAAAUAU